Molecule: messenger RNA, 4878 nt
Organism: Lagenorhynchus albirostris (white-beaked dolphin)
Lineage: Eukaryota; Metazoa; Chordata; Mammalia; Artiodactyla; Delphinidae
Product: protocadherin beta-8-like
Exons: 1
Coding region: 144-2543 (799 amino acids)
Biological process (GO): homophilic cell-cell adhesion
Cellular component (GO): plasma membrane
Molecular function (GO): calcium ion binding
Source: RefSeq, a predicted model, not a curated record
AGGAGGACUGGGUCCUCUGUAAAGGACUACUCACUGGAAUAUUUCUGAAGUACCUUGUGGAAUAACUACAGUCUCAGAAACGUACUGAGGCCUUUACAGCUCAGCGGAACCACCCUCGCCAGAGGCUAUACCGAGCAAGAACAAUGGAGGUUGGCAGGAAGCUCAUUUGCAGACAAAGGCAAGUCUUUUUCUUCUUUUUCUUCUUGGGCUUAGCUCAGGCGGGCUCUGAAUUUAGGCGUUAUUCUGUGGUGGAAGAAACUGAAGGGAGCUCUUUUGUAACCAAUUUAGCAAAAGACCUGGGUCUGGGGCAGGGGGAACUUUCCAGGCGGGGAGCUAGGGUCAUUUCCAAAGGAAACAAACUGUAUCUGCAGCUCGAUCAGGAGACUGGGGAUUUACUGCUAAAUGAGAAACUGGACCGCGAAGAACUGUGUGGUCAGACAGAGCCCUGUAUGCUGCGUUUCCAGGUGUUGCUAGAGAAUCCCUUAGAGUUUUUUCAAGCUGAGCUACAGGUAAUAGACAUAAAUGACCAUGCUCCGGUGUUCAUGGACAGACAUAUGUUGCUAAAAAUAUCAGAGAGCAGUCCUCCUGGGACUAAGUUUCCUCUGAAGAACGCUCAGGACAUGGAUGUAGGCCGAAACAAUAUUGAAAACUAUACCAUCAGUCCCAACUCCUAUUUCCGGGUCCUCACCCGCAAACGCAGCGAUGGCAGGAAAUAUCCGGAACUUGUGCUGGACAAAGUGCUGGAUCGGGAGGAGGAACCUGAGCUCAGGUUAACCCUCACUGCUCAGGAUGGCGGUUCUCCACCCCGGUUUGGCACCGCUCAGGUCUCCAUCGAAGUCGUGGACAUCAACGAUAAUGCCCCUGAAUUUGAGCCGCCUUUCUAUAGGGUGCAGAUCCCCGAGGACAGUCCCAUAGGCUACCUGAUUGUCAAAGUCUCUGCUACGGAUAUAGACAUAGGAGUCAAUGGAGAGAUUUCCUAUUCACUUUUCCAGGCUUCAGAAGAGAUUAGCAAAACCUUUGAGAUCAACGCCAUGACAGGAGAAAUUCGACUGAAAAAAAAACUUGAUUUCGAAACAACUCAGUCUUAUGAGGUCAAUAUCGAGGCCAGAGAUACUGGAAGUCUUUCUGGGAAAUGCACCGUUCUGACUCAAGUCAUGGAUGUGAACGACAAUGCUCCAGAAGUCACCAUGUCUGCACUUACCAGGCAGAUCCCCGAGAACUCUCCUGAGACUGUGGUUGCAGUUUUCAGUGUUUCAGAUCUUGAUUCUGAAGAGAAUGGGAAAAUAAGUUGCUACAUUCAGGACGAUCUACCUUUUUUCCUUAAAUCUUCCAUGGAAAACUUUUAUACCCUAGUAACAGAGAGACCGCUAGACAGAGAGACCAGAGCAGAAUACAACGUCACCAUCACCGUCACGGACUUGGGGACACCCAGAUUGAAAACCGAGCACAACAUAACCCUGCUGGUGUCCGACGUCAACGACAACGCCCCCGCCUUCACCCAGACCUCCUACACCCUGUCCGUCCGCGAGAACAACAGCCCCGCCCUGCACAUCGGCAGCGUCCGCGCCACAGACAGAGACGCGGGCACCAACGCCCAGGUCACCUACUCGCUGCUGCCGCCCCUCGACGCGCACGUGCCCCUGGCCUCCCUGGUGUCCAUCAACCCGGACAACGGCCACCUGUUCGCCCUGAGGUCCCUGGACUACGAGGCCCUGCGAGCGUUCGAGUUCCGCGUGAGCGCUGCCGACCGCGGCUCGCCCGCGCUCAGCAGCCAGGCGCUGGUGCGCGUGCUCGUGGCGGACGACAACGACAACGCGCCCUUCGUGCUGUACCCGCUGCAGAACGCCUCGGCGCCCUGCACCGAGCUGGUGCCCAGGGCGGCCGAGGCGGGCUACCUGGUGACCAAGGUGGUGGCGGUGGACGGCGACUCGGGCCAGAACGCCUGGCUGUCGUACCAGCUACUCAAGGCCACGGAGCCCGGGCUGUUCGGCGUGUGGGCGCACAACGGCGAGGUGCGCACGGCCCGGCUGCUGAGCGAGCGCGACGCGGCCAAGCACAGGCUGCUGGUGCUGGUCAAGGACAACGGCGAGCCGCCGCUCUCGGCUAGCGUCACGCUGCACGUACUGCUGGUGGACGGCUUCUCGCAGCCCUACCUGCCGGCCCCGGAAGCGGAAGCGGCGGACGUGGCCCCGGCCGCCCCGCUCACCGUCUACCUGGUGGUGGCCUUGGAGUCGGUGUCGUCGCUCUUCGUCUUCUCGGUUCUGGUGUUCGUCGUGGUGCGGCUGUGCAGGAGGGGCGGGGCGGCCUCGGUGGGUCGCUGCUCGGUGCCCGAGGGCCACUUUCCGGGCCACCUGGUGGACGUCAGCGGCACGGGGACCCUGUCCCAGAGCUACCAGUACGAGGUGUGUCUGAAGGGGGGCUCUGGGACCAGCGAGUUCAAGUUUCUGAAGCCAAUUGUGACCAAUUUUCAGGGCCAUUCCCCUGGCCCAGAUAUAGAAGAAACCCCCAACUUUAGGAAAGAUUUUGGUUUCAGUAUUCAGUGACAGCAAUUGUGUUUCACGUUCCAUAUAUUUUAAAUUGAUGAUACUUCAAGGUGAUGGUUUUUCUGGCAACCUAUCAUGAACUUUUAAACUACACUCAACUUGCUUGCAAAUUUUGUUUUAAAGAAAGCUAUCUUUUCUUCAUUACUGUAAGAAGAUUAAUGGUCCUAAAUCUUGCCUCUCAAAACACUGUUGAAGUCAAUAAAUGUACAGGUUCUUUCUGGCAUAGCUUAGAAAUGUUAUGAAGAAAAACAGUGGGAAAUUAAUUCUGUAUAAUCAGUUAUAUUUCCUUGAGUUUUUCUUAUUAGUUUUUAAACCAUUAAGUACAUAAGAGCAGUACUGCACUAACACACUGAAGCAUGCCCAAUCAGGAAGGAGAGAGAACUGGUACAGUGAGAAUUUGGCUCUUACUUUAUUCUGCUUUCAUAGCACUUGAUUCUUAUUUUCUCUUAUUAAUUGUAUAUUCAUUAAUAUACCAGUGUUAGUUUUAAUAUAGUUAUUGUAAUUGCUUUCCACUUAGUUUCCCUGGUGUAAAAGGGGAGAAAAAGCUACACUGUGUUUAUCCAGUGUGAUGAAAGGGCAUAGCAGGAAAUUGGCUUUUCCCACUUGAGAAACAUUGGUCAUACUGUGACAGAAAAUGCAGUAGCUAUCCAAUCUCCAUUCAUCUUUUCUUCUUUGGUAACACACUCCAAAUUUCAUUUAGAGCAUUAGUGUGCUUAGUCAAAAGAACGUUUUCCCAGGCUCCUUGGCAGCUAAAACGGGACACUUGACUACAUGUAUAUGUAAAUGUUGUUAGAGACUUCCAAGAAGGCCAUUAAAAGGGAGGUGACUCAUCUAGGAAGGGGUCCCUUUUUGUCCUUCUCUACCUGCUUCUUGCUGCUUGGAAUGUGGGAGUCUUGGUUGGAACACAAUUAGUCAUAUUGAGCCAUAAAGCAACACUAAGGAUGGAAAUAAUGGACCAAGACAGUCAGUAUAGAAUAAACUGAUUGAUAAGGACCCCUGAUAAUCACAGUUACCAUGUCAUCCCUGGAUUGCUCACUUCUGAGCUUUUUUUACAUAAGAAAUAAAGGAACUUCUAUCUCAUUUAAGCCACCAUCAUUUUAGUUUUGUGCUACCUCCAGUGGAAUCCAAUCCUAAUGCUUUCACAGUAAGACUUUUUGUUAAAAUGUUAUAUAAUACGGUAAAAUGGACAGAUCUUAAGUGUGUAGUUUGCUCUAAUUGAUCUUUGUCAAGUUUUCCUUGAUUUCUAAUUUACUUAAGAGUACAGAGUGCUUUACAUUCAUUAUCUUUUUAAUCCUCUGCCAAACCCUAAGGAAGUUGGCAUGUUAUUUCCUCUUUUACUUGUUCACAAUUCUGAAGUAAUAAAAGGAAAAAUUUGGAAUAUAUUCUAAGUCUACUUGAAUGGAAUGUUCCAGUUCUUAACCAGUACGCUAUCACAGCAGGCAUUAACUGGUGGCAUUGUCUUCCUAACCAAGGAAGUGAAAUCCUUCUAUUGCAUGAAUUGAACUCCUAUAUAGAAAUGUAACUUUUAGUCUGUAGCUUGAUUGUUCUAUACCAGAGAUCACACUGCUCUGGACCAAUAAACCCAAAGUUCUUACAGAAGCACUGACCUAAGUAAGCUGGGUCAGGUACCACAAUUGACCUUCAUCAUGAUCUUAUCAGCCUGAUUACCUUCCUGUACCUUCUCAACAUAUCACAUUCAUAAUUGCAGAAAUGAAGGCCCUAAACAGGGAGUAGAAUUACCCUAUGGUUGUAUUUCUGGAGUUUUUUUGUACUAUUCCUUCAGUCUUUUUCUGUCAGUCCUAAUAUAUAUUUUCUCUUUUUUUUGGAAGUUUAUUAUAUACAUUCUGUAAGUCCCUUAUUCAAAUUAAAUAUACUGUAUUCAUUAUAGCGCACUAUUUCUUUGAAAGCAGUUGCUAUUCUAGUAUUAGCUCUAAAUGAAAUAACUAAUUUCAGAAAAGUAUAGGCAAUGAUGUGGAGGAAUUUUUAUCACUAAAUAAUUUAGAGAUUCUGGAAAUUAAAUAGAAAUAAAGAUGAUAGGCUCCAGUUAUUUUCUAUUAAAACUAACCAUAUGUCUUUGACAACGCCUCUUAAAAAUUAUGCUGAAAAAAGAUUUAGAGGGUCAUAAAUGACUUUAUUCUGAAAGGAUGGCUCACAAGAGCCGAAUCAGACAUUCUUCAGCAUUUGCUGUGAUAAUCCAAUUUUGUAGAGUGAUGAAUUUUUGUUGACUCAGAUGCUGGGUGCAUGAAAUUUCAUGCUUAUGUAUUCAUUUUCUAUUUCUACUAUUAAAAAUUAUCACAAACUUGGUUGCUUAAAACAAUAAAAAUGUACUACUAUA